AUGUCCGGAAACCCCCCCUCGAGACCGCAGGAGGAUGAAGAGCUAUAUAACGUGCUCAACCUUUCGCCGCCGACAUUCAAUGUGUCAAACUACCCCACUGAACAGGCACAGCUCAACCAGGAGAUGUUGGAGAUGGAACCGUUUGACGAUUUCCCGCAAGGAGGCCAGUUUCCGCUUGCGCAACAAGCACAGUUUCAAGUCUUUAAUGGGGAGAAAGUCGUCACCAAGCCAUUGCGACAGGCCAAUUUUUAUGAGGCGGACGAGCCAAUGUUUCAAGCUCCGGGAGACAUGGGUCCGCAACCCGUGCAGAACGUUUACCAGCACAUCGGCUAUCCGAUAGAUAACGAUCAUUUCACGAGUCAUGAAGAGCGUCAAUUUCACGAUAAUGCGUCUGAAAUCUCCUUGUAUGCGGGGAACUUGCCGCAAUUUGGCAAUGCCGAGUUUCUUUCGCCUGCAUCCCAAGCUAGUCCAUAUUCCCAGGGCCAAGGUCAGGUACAGGUACAAAAUCAGGGCCAAGAUCAGGGACAAGGCCAUGGUCAAGGACAUGGUCUAGGACAUGGUGAGCAAAAUUUCCAACAGCAAGGAUUUUUGCAAGUGAGGGCGUCGAACAAUUACUUGAGUCCGCUGAGCCAUUCUGCUCAUUCAGUGUACUCCGACAACUUUUCCCAACCUGGCUCGCCAUACUUGGACGCUGCAUCGCAGUUUAGCCAGAACAAUUUGGCUCCUCCAGUGGUGAACACCGCAUACUCCGAAGUCGGCUCACAGCACGGCGGUGGUGGUUCGAGCACAAAUCUCCAACAGCAACAUUUUGAUAAUUACAACAACAGCAACAACAACAACAAUAACAACAACAACACUAAUAGAGGCUACCACGACAAUGAGAUUCCGUUGGGUGGCUCUAUCAGCUCGACCAACUUGGCAAAUAUGAACAUGGCCAGCGCGUGGCAGUCGAAUAACGAAACUGGCAGAAGCGGAGAAUUGUUUGAAGAGUUGCGGUUCAAGGCUCCAAAUGACGAUGCUGCUCAAACUUCCAAUUUUGGAUUCGCACAGACAAUUGCGAAUUACGAGCAACCUCCACAGGGAGACACUUUUGACAAUAGCAAGUACAAUUUCCCCAGUCCGCAAGCCAAGUUUGAAUUCGACAUUACAGUCACCCCGCCACAACAGUCGGAUAACAAUUUCAAACCCCAGAAAGCUCCUCCCCAAUUUGAUAACUCGUUAAAAGACGUGGGCAACCAACUCUUAACAGAGAACAACUUGUCCACUUAUAACAACCAAGUGUCUUUUGAAAAUAGACAAAAUUUCCAACCUGCUGAAGAUCAGCCAGAAUCGCCCAAUAUUGUAAUUUCUAUUCACCAGGCCCCAGAAGAUGUCGCUGCAAGAACCCCUUCUUUAUUCAGCAAUUCAUCCGCCAAUUCCUCGGUUCACGAGUUAUCUAGAUCCAACUCGGUGAGUGAACUGAAGUCGAAAUCGGGAAACAAUCUACUUGUCUCCAACGAGCAACUCAUGCCUUUCAAAUCCAACGAAACCAAUGAAGAGAGCAGCAAAGAUUUGCUCAACCCUGAGCAUCAAUCUAUACGACGCGGCCGAAGGAGAAGCCAUGCAUCGAAAUCAUCGCCUAGUCUUUCACCACGACCGCGCUCAAGAUCUUCCAAAGGCUCAAGAGGCAGGGGCAAUGGCAAUGGCAAUGGCAGGGGCAGUAGCAGUGUCAGUGGUGAUGACCAUGACGAGGAAGAGGAGGACGAUUAUGAUGAUGAUGGUGAUGAUGGUGAUGAGAGAGACGAUGGAGGUAGCAGGUCAUCGCAAAUUUCAUCUAGAGAGAAAAUGUUGGAACUUGCUCUGCCGAACCAAUUGUCGAAAAGAACUCAAAAACAUCCUAGCGUUUACGCAUGUCAUUUAUGCGAAAAGAGAUUUACUCGGCCGUACAAUUUAAAAUCCCAUCUACGAACCCAUACCGAUGAACGGCCGUUUAUAUGCAGCCAAUGUGGCAAGGCGUUUGCGAGACAACACGAUAGGAAAAGACACGAAGAUCUACAUUCGGGUGAGAAAAAAUACCAAUGUAAAGGGUUCUUGAAAAACGGCGAGCCCUACGGCUGUGGUCGAAAAUUUGCCAGGGCAGAUGCCUUGCGGCGACAUUUCCAAACCGAGGCCGGUAAGGAAUGUAUUCGAUUGUUGAUUGAAGAAGACGAGGCUGAAAAGGGCGGAGGCUUGGGAAGCUCUUCAGCUCUGCGAGUUAACGAAAUUGCUGAUCUGUUGGUAAUGAAUAAGGAAGCUCUAUUCAACCCUGGCUCGGCUGGUUCGAUCCCACUGGUUGCCAUUUCUUCUCCACAACAAAUAAGCAAAUGA
Molecule: messenger RNA, 2346 nt
Organism: Lodderomyces beijingensis
Lineage: Eukaryota; Fungi; Ascomycota; Pichiomycetes; Serinales; Debaryomycetaceae
Source: the annotation of a GenBank genome assembly